AUGUCAGAAAAGACCCAGAAAGAUAUCUUCACGCUGUUUGAUAAACAAGCCAGAGGCAAAAUCUCGAAACAACAACUGGGUGAUUACCUGCGUGCCAUUGGAUUCAAUCCAACCAAUGCGCUAGUGGAAGAAGUCGGAACCGAUGCUCCGGACGCCUUGACACUUGAUGAGAUCACGACUUUGGUGUCAAAACACCGUGAGGCAUUGGACAAAACCACAAAGGCUCAGGUAGAGGACUUCAUCAAAGCCUUCCAGGUCUUCGACAAGGAAAACGAGGGCAAAGUCUCUGUGGGUGAUAUUCGCUACAUGCUGACGGGUCUAGGGGAACGUCUAUCAGAUGCAGAAGUCGAUGAACUUCUCAAAGGUGUGGAGGUGGACGCCGAUGGUGGUGUGGACUACCGCAAGUUCAUCGAGGAUAUUCUAAGGCAGUAG
Lachancea lanzarotensis is the source of this 432-nucleotide messenger RNA. RefSeq names its product LALA0S13e03334g1_1 (gene MLC1). Gene Ontology annotation, biological process: mitotic actomyosin contractile ring assembly. Bases 1 to 432 code for a protein of 143 amino acids. The record is from RefSeq and is a predicted model, not a curated record. Gene Ontology annotation, cellular component: myosin II complex. Gene Ontology annotation, molecular function: calcium ion binding. The transcript has a single exon. NCBI's taxonomy places the organism in Eukaryota, Fungi, Ascomycota, Saccharomycetes, Saccharomycetales, Saccharomycetaceae.